Xenopus laevis (African clawed frog) is the source of this 1192-nucleotide messenger RNA. It is a transcript of the gene mrpl39.L, whose product is annotated as mitochondrial ribosomal protein L39 L homeolog. Lineage: Eukaryota; Metazoa; Chordata; Amphibia; Anura; Pipidae. The transcript is spliced from 10 exons. The record is from RefSeq and is a predicted model, not a curated record. Gene Ontology annotation, cellular component: mitochondrion. Bases 81 to 1145 code for a protein of 354 amino acids. Gene Ontology annotation, molecular function: RNA binding; nucleotide binding.
CGCUGCUGAUAGGGAACCAAUAGCGUGGUUUCCAUUUCCCUGUUGGUGGGGGAAGGAUUUGGCGGAGGACGCACGUGUCUAUGAGAAGUACUCUGGCUCUGAAUGUCACUUUGGUUGGAGGAAGAUUGUUGUUGCUGAGAAGCGGGAUGAGCCUGAAUAUGGCAGGAAGAUGCGCUGUGCGUGCGGCUUGUGGCAGAUUUUACUCCACAGUUCCGGCUGCCAGACUCUCUACCGCCGAAAUCUCCAAGAUGCGCUCGGAGCUGUUUAACAAGGAGAAGGAGCGCCAGCUGUCUUUGAACCCACGCGUUGAGAAGAUAGAAGUGAAGCAUGUUGGGAAGCGGGAUCAUGGAGCUGUGGGCCUUAUGAACAAAGGGCAGUCAACGCCGUAUCAUUGUGCCAUGCAUCUGAGCGAGUGGUACUGUUCGAAAUCAGUCUUGGCUCUUGUCGAUGGAGAAGUCUGGGAUAUGUAUAAGCCUUUGAAUAAAUCCUGCAAUAUCCAGUUUCUUACUUUCAAAGACGAAGACCCAGAAGAAGUAAAUAAGGCAUACUGGCGUUCAUGUGCCAUGAUACUUGGCUGUGUUUUGGAAAAUGCUUUCAAAGAGGAGUAUAUGGUGAAUCUGAUAAGAGCCCCGAAAAUACCAGUGAUCUCAGGAGCGUUCUGCUAUGAUGUAGUACUGGACAGUCAGCUGGAUGACUGGCGCCCAACAGAGGAGAAUCUACGAUCCCUAACUAAGGAAGCCCACAGCCUUAUUCACAAGGACCUGCCGUUUGAGUCGAUGGAAGUCGAAGAGAAAGUGGCCCGGGAAAUAUUUCAGCAUAAUGCUUACAAACUGAUCCUUGUUGAAGAAAAAGCAGCGCAGAGCCCCCAGGGACUAGUGACGGUGCACAGAUUUGGUGAUUUCGUGGACCUCACUGACGGACCUCACAUUCCAAGAACAAGUUUCUGUCAGCAGUACGAGGUGACAGCAGGUCAUUCCCUUCCAAAUAUUCCAUCAGAACAUGUGCGCAGAUUCCAAGGACUGUCUUUGCCAUGGCAUUUAAAGGCUCAUCACACUGUCUGGAACAGGUUGCGGAAAAGAUCACAGAAACUGGUCACGGAAGAACAACAUCAGGAGGCAGAACAACAACAACCAAGUCCUGCAUAAAUUCUCUUAUGUUUUUGUAUGAAUGUUAAUAAAACAAUUAAAUAUUG